Bufo bufo (common toad) is the source of this 4969-nucleotide messenger RNA. It is a transcript of the gene KSR1, whose product is annotated as kinase suppressor of ras 1. The record is from RefSeq and is a predicted model, not a curated record. The coding region runs from base 389 to 3031 and encodes 880 amino acids. The transcript is spliced from 19 exons. Gene Ontology annotation, biological process: protein phosphorylation. Gene Ontology annotation, molecular function: ATP binding; protein kinase activity. NCBI's taxonomy places the organism in Eukaryota, Metazoa, Chordata, Amphibia, Anura, Bufonidae.
UGACAUUAACCAGCAGAGAGAGGGGGAAGCGAUCGGCGAGUGCAGUGUCGCGCUGCUGUCAGGCUAUCGCCCCCUCUCCUCCCCCUUAUUAUGGUUUUUAUGUAAUCGCAAUAGCUCGCUGGUCGUGACCCCCUCCCUCCCCGGUCCGUGCAUUGUAUGGGGAGUGACGAGGAUCGGAUGGACUUUCUCUAGUCCCCACCCUGCAUUGAUGCCCGGCGUUGUGGCACCUUUAUCCUUGCCCAUCGCCACUUUCUCUCUCGGUAAAUCUACAUGGCCGCUUCUGCACACACGGUCUGUACGAUCUGAUCGUGCAUUUUCUGCCGCCGACGAGAUCGCUGUCACGCUAUAAUCUAGCUGCCUUGGCUGCGCGGUUCCCGAUGCCGAGAAGAUGGAGAGUCGGAAGCUGCUAGACAAGAAGCCGGCAGGCGAUGGGCUGGGGAGCGGGGAGAGCCGGUUGGCCCUGUCCGCCCGGGAGCACUGCGAGCUCAUCCAGAACAUGAUCGACAUCACCAUGUCCAACCUGCGGGGGCUCCGCACCCAGUGCGCCGCCUCGAACGACCUGGCGCAGCAGGAGAUCCGGACCCUGGAGGCCAAGCUGAUGAAAUACAUCAGUAAACAGCUUCAGUGCAAGCUCCAAGUGCCUCAUCCUGAGAGAACGCAGAAGCUGAACAGCUAUCCUAAAGUCCGAGACUGGCUCUAUACAAUUGGUGUGAGAAAUGAGGUUGUGCAGAAAAUACGUGAUGACUUAACACUAGAUGCCUUACUGGAGAUGAAUGAGUUAAAAGUGAAAGAGACCAUGAAGAAGUAUGGAGCUAGCACAGAAGAGUGCUCUCGGCUAAAUGGAGCGCUUACCUGUUUAAGGAAGCUAGCGUGGUCAGGUGGCGACAUGAAGGAUACAUUGUGGAAUCCUAGUGAAAACCGAAAAGACAGCUCCUCCCAAUCUCCAUAUGACCUCUCAUCCCCAGGAGGAACAGUUUGGACUUUAAACACUCAAAUUCCAAAGGCCAACAGCCACCAGCCUCGAUCCAUAUCGGUGUCCGCCAUCCCUGUUUCUGAAUCACAUGGACCUUAUAUUUAUUCAGAGAGCUUCCAGGAUCCAUUUAGCUCCUCAACACCAAGCAAUAGGCUUACACUGAGGACUCCCCAGGGGUUUACAAUUACACCACCUACCACUCCAAUGACAAAGAGACACAUGAAACUAAAGCCUCCUCGGACACCACCGCCACCUAGCCGCAAAGUUUUUCAGCAGCUGCUACCCAACUUUUCAACGCUGAAAAGGAGCAAGUCUCAUGAAUCACAGCUUGGGAACAGAAUAGAUGAAGUUCCAACUCCAAAGUUUGAUAUUCCACAUGGGUCACCGCAGAUGGUACGGAGAGAUAUAGGUCUUUCAGUAACUCACAGAUUUUCUACAAAAUCUUGGUUGUCUCAAGUGUGUCACGUCUGUCAAAAGAAUAUGAUGUUCGGGGUCAAAUGUAAACACUGCAAGUUAAAAUGCCACAAUAAAUGCACAAAAGAAGCUCCACCAUGUAGAAUAUCGUUCCUUCCUCUACCAAAAAUAAGAAGGACGGAAUCUGUUCCAUCAGAUAUUAACAACCAGGUGGAUCGACCUGCAGAACCGUUAUUUGGAACCCUUCCCAAAGCCCUCACUAAGAAGGAACAUCCUCCAGCAAUAAACCACUUGGAUUCGAGCAGUAACCCAUCUUCAACCACAUCUUCUACACCUUCUUCUCCAGCCCCCUUCCAGUCCUCCAAUCCGCUCAGUGCUACCACUCCACCAAAUCCAUCUCCAAUGGGUCUGAAAGAUAGUCGCUUCAAUUUCCCAGAAGUCUUGAGUCCGGCACCAAUAACACAGACACCUGAACCCCCCGAAAAUCCCAGUGCCGAGGCCGAAAUGGAAACAGAGGUAGUAGAAGAACAGGAAGCAGAGGGUGAGGAGCAAGAAGCCAACAAAUCUGAACCAGAGUAUGAUGAUGAUGAACUGGAUGAGCUCCCAACCUCAAGAUCCACAAGUGGUACUUUCAGGGGAAUGAUCUUCCGCAAGGCCAGCCAAACCAGUGUCUAUUUACAGGAAUGGGACAUACCCUUUGAACAAAUUGAACUUGAGGAACUUAUUGGUCAGGGAAGAUGGGGGAAGGUGUACAGGGGGCGAUGGCAUGGGGAAGUAGCAAUUCGUUUAUUGGAGAUAGACGGCAACAAUCAAGACCAUUUAAAACUCUUCAAGAAGGAGGUGAUGAACUACAGGCAGACACGUCAUGAGAACGUGGUGUUGUUCAUGGGAGCUUGCAUGCAUCCUCCUCAUUUGGCCAUCAUUACUAGUUAUUGCAAAGGAAGGACACUCCAUGCAUUUGUGAGGGAUCCGAAGGCCUCACUUGAUAUAAAUAAAACCCGACAGAUUGCUCAAGAAAUUAUUAAGGGUAUGGGUUAUCUGCAUGCUAAAGGCAUUGUCCACAAAGAUUUAAAAUCAAAGAAUGUUUUCUAUGAAAAUGGCAAAGUGAUUAUCACAGACUUUGGCCUCUUUGGAAUAUCAGGAGUUGUGCAAGAAGGGAGGCGUGAGAAUGAGCUGAAGCUGAGCCAUGAUUGGUUGUGUUUUCUGGCCCCUGAAAUUGUGCGUGAGAUGGCCCCUGGCAAGGAUGAAGACAAACUUCCCUUUUCAAAGGCUGCAGAUGUAUAUGCCUUUGGGACUGUAUGGUAUGAACUUCAAGCUCGGGAUUGGCCAUUCAAAAGUCAAGCACCCGAGGCUCUUAUCUGGCAAGUUGGGAGUGGUGAAGGUGUGAAGCAAGUGCUGUCUACUAUUAGUCUGGGAAAAGAGGUCACUGAGAUUCUGGCUGCAUGUUGGGCAUUUGAUUUUAAUGAAAGACCAAGCUUUACAAUCCUUAUGGACAUGUUAGAAAAGCUGCCAAAACUUAACCGAAGGUUGUCACAUCCAGGUCACUUCUGGAAAUCUGCAGAUAGACACUGGAACAAUUUUUACACAAAGGGUCAAUUCUACCAUCAUGGUUUUCACAUCCACUGCCCCGUUACCAACAAAUAAAUGGGCAGGCUAAACCCUCAUCUUCCUCUGUAUUCUGUGCACCUUCUUUUUAUAAGUUCUGGAUAAUAUAUCACUGCUUAAAUAUACAUUUAAAGAAAAUGUGGGGUGAGUUAUUAGAUUCCUUGUCUCUUAUAAAGCUUAGCUGAUGUUUAAGCUAAGACUUGUCCCAUCUGUAACAGAAUAUAUGUCUAAAGUAAUCUGGUAAUGUAGUAACAUUAAAUGCCCCUCCUGUAUCCAGUCAUGGCAGCUGCAUGGUUUACACUUUUUCUUUAUGUUGGAAAUAUAUACGGUACAUUUAUAACUGGAAUUACAUUGCUACUCAUUUAGUGAGCACUGAAUAGUUUCAGAAAUAGGCAUCAUGUGAAAGAUGAUGACUGUGCAGAUUUCUAACCCUAAAAAGCAGAGAGGCUCGGAAUCAGGUUCUGCUUUCCCUUUACAAAAAGUCACUCUAUUUUUAUUGUUUUGGAGUGAUUUUGAACGUAGGCUUAGACUUCAUGGCAUCAUUGAGUCAUUAUAAAAUCACUGCAUUACCACAACUCGUGGGUGACUUCAUUUUUCUCUAUGGGAAUAAAAAGUUACAAUGCACCUCGCGACCAUCUGAAAAAAUCUGAACUGAUGUCCAAUUUUUUCAGAUUUUUACAAGCUCGUUGAUAGUCAUCUCUGUGGAUCCCUAGCCUUACAAGAUUUUUUUAAUCAAAUCCAUGCAGGAAUAUUGGCAUGUCAUGUCCAUUUCUUUUCUCUAUAAACCACCAAACUUGUCUUUUAUAACUGCGUUGUGACAUUACUAAUAUGACUUCCUUUUGUUCUUUUAACGUUGAGGACUGUUGAUUAACUAUGUUUUCUCCUCCUCGUAGGUUAUAGCUGCUGGCCAUCUAACUGGGCUCUGCCUUGCAUGCUUCCAUGCAUCUUCUGCUAAUCUACAGCUUCGUGGACACUUACCUUCCAUCCACAAAACAAAUAAUCACCAAUAUUAGAAAACCCUUUUAACCCUUGGAUGUAUCUGCCGCUUUGAUCUUUUUCUUGCCUGCUAUUCUCUCGGUGUGGGCUGUUUGCUUGAAUAACAAUUCUGAUUGCAAGAAAUCUACUUGGCACUAACCAUAGGACUAUCUGUGUUUCUUGUUACUCAAGCGCUAUGGGCCAGCAGUAACUUUUUCUAAACUAGGGUUACCAGCAUUUUAGUGGAUUCAUUGCACUGGGUGCUUUACGUCUGUGUCCUUCUAAUACGCACUUUUUUAGUCUUUUUUGUGUGUGUCUGUUUUUGAGGAUUGUCCAUCAAGAAACAGCACAAUGUCAGUAAUUUAUGCCAUAGCAUACUAUCAUGCAGCACUGAGUUUUGGACUUAUGUACCCACUGUUUAUGUUUUGGGUAUUAGUAUUGACCCUAGUGAUGAUGGUCACAUCUAUAGCACAGUCAGACUUGGAUUACAUCCCCCUGAAUGAAAAUAGAUAUUGAUUUGGACAAGUUUUUGUAUGUGAGGAUUGACAUAACCUCCCACCACCUACGUGUCAUACUUCCUCCUUAAGCUACUGUGCUACACUAUUUGCAUUGUACUGUCUUUACAGAUAGCUUUUAUCUUUACUUAAUAGUAGCUUCCUCUUCUGAAGUAAAAGGGAAGUACAGUAAGAACACUCAGAGUGACCGAUGCAAUGUUGAAAGUUGGGGAGGUCACAACAGUUAUUAUAUCAGCAGUUGAGCAAGCAUCAUAUGUUUCAAUCAAGUGUCAAAAUAUCAUAGCUCAUCUACAUAUGGUUCCUUGUUUUUAAACCCUUAUAAAUAACCAGUUUAUCAUUGGGAAAUAACCUUAUCCAGGUCCGUUGGGCCUGAGUGCUGUUCUCUUGUUGGACAAUCUCAUAAUCAAUGAUAUUAGGUAUGUAUAGUGGAUGAAGUGCAAACUGAAAUGUUUUAACUGGUCUAACUUAGACAUGUUUGUUUUAUUCC